CAACCGAGCAGGUUGGCAGGGUGGGUGAGUUGCUCUGUUUGUUGUGAUCGCCAGCUGAGCGCUCGACGCCACGCGGGUAGCAGCUGUCUCCGUCGAUCGUCAGAUAAAGAGAUUAAUGGCGUCAACAGUGUGACGUUUAGUUCCUCUUGCGCCCUUGCCCAGAAUAAGAGCAACAAGAGGGACUGUCUGAAGACUUGUGAGGCGGCUGGACCCACCUGGUGAGGUAGGGCUCUGCUGUGGACUAAUCAAAACACCUCCGCGGGUUCCUUGUAUUCGUGUAGUGUAGUGUUGUGUUGCUUGUAGGGCACGCUAGGAAAAAAUGAGUGAUGUGUAACUUAAUGCAUUCCCAGUAUUGAAGAAUCGCUCGUGCGUCUAUGUGAUACUUGUUGAUUAAAAAAAAAAGAAAAGUGCUUGAUUUUGUGUGACUGGCGGUGUUUCUGAGCAUUCACGAUGGUGUUAUUGUGGACCCAACACGAUGGAGAGCGCAUCGAGCCCCAGCCGACGGAUGAGAUCGUGCAGGAGCACCGUAAAGAAGAUCAACAAGUGGCCAGCAAGACCGUGAAGGGCGAGGGCUCAACCACCCAGGCUUGUGCCUCUCCAGUUCCGACCAUAAACAUCGAAGACCUGACCGCUGGUGCCCCUCCCUCGGAGAAGCAUGUAGUCACGCUGUGCCAAGUCUCUGAGAUCAUCGGCAGGAAGAAGUGUAGCACCUCCUUCAUUUCUCCCUCCGUCUCUCCCUCCUCCUCCUCGGCAUCUCCCUCCCCUCCUCCGUCCUCCUGCACCCCCACAAACACCGACACGGUGGAGGUGGUGUCGGUGGAGACACUGGAGGCGGCAGCGUUGGAGAACACCACCCGCGUGGCUGUCAACAAGACUGCUACUCUCGGACCAUCACUACGCCUGGAGGAGGAGGAAGAGGAGGAGGAAGAGGGUAACAGGAAGAAGAAGAGUCAGAAGAGGAAGUUCUACACACUUCCCAGGAACUGGAAGAGCAAAGCUGCAGAUUUCAUCUUGACUAAAGGUUGUUGCAAGAGACAGGACUCCUCGGCCUCCACGGCUCCUGGACGGCCUCGCUCAAAUGCUUCUCCUCAGUCUUCCGUAGCUCCAGCUUCUGCUACUGCUGCUUCAGCACCUUCUUCCACGGGUGCCGUAGCUGUUUCACCUCUAGUACUGCCUGCUUCUCACACCUCUGUGGCCUCCUUCCCGUCUCCUAUAGUGACCGUAGGAACGGCUGACCCUCCUUUGGCUGCUACUACUUCUCUGACUGCUGCUGCACCUGUUACUUCUUCUCUGACUACUGCUACAACUUCCGCUUCUGCACUUUCUUCUGCUAUAAAAUCACCUCAUAGUGGUGCAGCAGCUCCAGCACCACUUGCAGCCACUACUGCUAGUACUUCUGGCCACGACACUCGGUCUUCUGCAGUUGGCUUUGCUACCCCUGCAGGCAUGUCCUCGGGGAGCCGGGGGCCCAGCCCCCCGCCCGUGGUGGCCACAAUGAGCGUCAGUCACCACACCGUCACCACCACCACCACCGCCGUCCCCAUCAAACCCAUACGACGCUGGAAAACAUUGUGCGAGUCUUGCGGUAAGAAGUGCUCUGGUGAAGUGCUCCGAGUCCAGGAGAAGUACUUCCAUAUUAACUGCUUUAAGUGCCACAGCUGCAAGAAGUCACUAGCACAGGGAGGCUUCUUCACACGGGAGAAGGACUACUAUUGUACUGAAUGUUACCAGAAGAACUUUGGCCAACGAUGCGCUACAUGUGGGUUAUACGUAGAGGGAGAAGUUGUCUCUGCCCUUGGUAAUUCAUACCAUCAAAAAUGCUUCACGUGUGCGCGUUGCAGACAACCAUUUCCAACGGGUGAACGAGUUACUUAUACUGGGAAGGAGUGUCUGUGUCAGCGAUGUUUGCAUAUACCUGUUGUAGACUCCCAGUCACCUAGUCGCUCACCAACGACUGCAGGACCGAAAUGUGCGGGAUGCAAGGAGGAGCUGGUGGAGGGGCAGGCACUGAUUGCCUUGGACCAGCAGUGGCAUAUAUGGUGCUUCAAGUGUGCCAUUUGUAGCACGGUGCUACAUGGAGAGUAUAUGGGAAAGGAUGGUUUGCCUUACUGCGAGAAGGAUUAUCAGGCUCAGUUUGGUGUCAAGUGUGCAUACUGCAAUAGAUUCAUUAGUGGCAAAGUGUUGCAGGCUGGUGACAAUCAUCACUUCCACCCAACAUGCGCACGAUGCACCAAGUGUGGAGAUCCAUUUGGAGACGGCGAGGAGAUGUACUUACAAGGAACAGCUAUUUGGCAUCCUCGUUGUGGCCCUGGUCCCACAGAAAAUGGCACGGUCCUUAAUGGUUCAUUAGCUAAUGGCCAUCACAUAAAUGGGGAACAGAAAACUGAGAGAGAUCGUGAUUUUGAUGGCAUGAGCUCAACAGCUUCAGAAACACAAUUUUCUCGAUCCCGCACGCCAAGCCUUAAUGGAUCCUUCCGCUCCUAUAGUCCCUAUAACAGCCUGAACCGCAAGUUCUCAGGUCCAUAUCGCACAUGCUCACCUGGAUUGAUCCUGCGUGAGUACAAGUCCUCUCAAAGCCCUAUUGACAUCACACGCAUCUAUACAUACUCUUAUCUUGCUGCUGAGCCUUCACAAGGGUACCUCAAACGCCCGUUGGACCCUUACGACCGUCCUCCCCCCAAGUCACCGCACUUCCACCGUCCGCCAAUGGAUAGUCGAAAACUAUCACUGCCCAAGACGUCUAGCAGAUUAGGUAUGCGAGUUUUGGUGGAUCAAAUGCAAGCAGAGACUCCAAGACCUAAAUCUCCUCAUAUGAACAAUGAGGAGCCCAUAAUACUAUCACAUUAUCCUGGAGGACGGAAGCCAAGUUCUGGAGACGUCUCACGAAUUGAGAGAGAUGACUUCCCUGCCCCACCCUAUCCUUACACUGAUCCUGAUGUUUCAGAGCGGCGGCGCAGAUGGUCAGGCAGUAAUAAAGCUGUCAGCAUCGAUGAAACUGACGAAGGCACUGAAAUAGACGAAGACUCUGUGGCUGAAGAUCCUAAAUUAAAGAGAGAGGAAGUAGAAUUAAGUAAGAUAGCAACUGGCAUUGGUAAAGUGUUCCUUCAACAAGUAAAAGAAAGAGAAAAGAUUCGAGCAUGGAAAGCCACCCACCUUGACCCACGCAAUGCCUCGAGAACACCAGCUGCUGACCGCGAGCCUGGGAAUAAAUUACGUUUUGGGUCAUCUCUUAACGCAUCACCCUCUCGAAUGACUGACCACAGUCGACCUUGGGGACCUGAAGACGAUGAAUUCGACCGAGGUUCAUCAUAUCGAUGUUCUACUGGAAGAUCUUCAGCAACUAUACCAUCUUAUAACGAACGCCGAGCUGUGUGCAUCAGCAACGUACAGUAGUGGCCUUCGAGGUUACUCGUCCUACUCUCCCCACCUUCGUCGCUCACUGCCCAACAUGCAUCAUAUGUCCUCUGAACCCCCUAAGAUUUAUCCUGCACAUCUCUUAUUAGUAACUAACUACCGCCUGCCCAAUGAUGUGGAUCGCUGCCAUUUGGAGCGUCACCUAUCUGAUACCGAUUUUGAAAUGGUGUUCCACAUGACUCGAAUGGACUUCUAUCGCCUUCCAGAAUGGAGGAGAAAUGAUUUAAAGAGGCGAUCCAAGCUUUUUUAAAAUAUUUUUAGGUAUUUCAUUUAUUUAUGGAAAAUUCAGUUACCCACAUGAACUAUCAGCUUACUAAUUUAUAUAAAUUGUUUCAAAGGUUGCAAACAAUGAUCCUUUUAACACUGGAUUACUAAUUGGGUCUUGAGGGAACUGUUUUUAAUUUGUAUUAACUGCAAGCAGGAUACUUAAUGUGGAUAUCUAAAAUUUUGCAAGCAAACUUUGGAAUCCAUCAUCCCUCUAUAAUGUACACGUGACAGCCAUUUAAUUCCAUCCUAAUUAUCAGUUUUGGGAACUGCAGCAUUUAUUCAGAAUCAAUUUCUGUGAAAUUCUCCAGAUCAAAGUUGAGAAUGAUCUAAAAGGUGCUUUGAUCAAUUCCAUAUAACAUAUUUGUAGUGGAUAUAUGUAUAGUGUUUUAUAACAUUAAUAGGAUCUUCAAUUAGGUUGAAAUUAAUAGCAAUUUUUGUACACACCACUAGCUAAAUUUUGUCCAGAUAGGUUCAUAAAGUAUUAGAGAUAUUUAUCAAGAUAUUUUUUAAGCAAUAUUUUAAAUAUUGAUAGCUUUUGUUGGGUCAAAAUGUAGAGGUGAAUGGGUGCAUUUAGUUACAGUAUGUAUGGACUGAUCGAUACAUGGUUGUUUGCCCACAUUACAGUGCUUGUUACUUCAAGUUUCACAUCUUCUAGUCUUUUUUUUUUUUCUCCAUUGGAUCCAAAAUAUUAGUGGAUCUUAGAAGUUAUAUGUUAAUAUCUCCCUAUUGCUUGUUUUUGGUGCUUAUGUUGGGCAGUGAUCUUUCAUACCAAAAGUCAUCAAGGACUCAGCUUUUAAAAACUGUUAAACCAUCUUUUCUGUUAGUGUAAAUAUGAAAAAGAUUGAAAUUCUUCAAGCUUAACAUGCCUGAUUUUUUUUCACGUCGAUAAAAAACCUUAAAAUUCAUAAAGAUCUGCAAAAUAUGUAAUAAAUGGAACAUGUAAAUUACAAGUUGUAACCUGUUUGUAAAUAGUGCCUCGUAGAGCUUCACAUGUGGUGCGAUGAGUGGUUGUGAUCCUAGUUGGGAUUCCUAGAGUCCUACCUCAGGGUGUGCUAGGAAGGCUUUGCUAGCUAUAUUAUGUUACACAAAAAAUGCUUUGUUAAUUUGGGUCAAGUUUUUGGUCACGAUGUUCAAUUAGAGAACUUUAGGCUAUCAAGGUGUUUCUUAAUUCUUUCUUUUAUAUUAGCAAAGCUUCUCCUAAAUUUGGUUACAGUGCAGAACUUUACUUUGUGUUCCUUCAAAAACAAAAAACAAAAAAAGAAAGAUAUUAGUGUCUUAUCAGUUAUACUGCAGUUACAUCACUCCAGUCUGUGGUGCAUAAGCCACAUGCUGGACUAAUGCCUGAGGUUGGGGAGGGAUGGGAGAUCAUGUAGUCUGUUAUUACAACUAUAUGUUAUUGCAGCAGCUAAAUUAAUGGUUGUCCUGACUGCCAUGCUCCUUCUUAAAGACAUAUAUUUUAUAUUUUAGCUUUUUAGCAAAUUUAGUAUUAGUAUUAAUGGCCAGAAUGAGUUGUGAGGUUGUAAAGAUAUACCAGCCAGUAAGUAUAGUUUGAUCAGUUUCUGUAUCUGUAUUGAAACUGAUCUUCAUUUUAAUCUUGCUGACAGCAUGAAAAUCUUAGAGAAUUAAGGUUGGAGUAUCACAGAGGAGCCUUAAUGUACUUUUGCCAUAGAAACGUAAGACAUAUAACACUGUGCCUAUUUUUUCCAUUUACGAAAAUUUAUUUUGUGGUGCUGUAUCUUAUCCCUAUUAUAAAAAAUUAUGCUGUUAUUGAUUUAUUCAACUAAUAUACAUUUCAUUUAUUAUGAAUUCAGUGAAUUUUAACCCUCCAUCCAAAAAACCAAUGAUAUAUUUAUUAAAAUUUUAAUUUUAUGGUCAAUUUGUGAAUUUAAAACAAAUUAUUACAUUCUGCAGGUCAGUAUAUCCAAAAAAUCCUUAUCUAAUUUACAUCCAUGAUAAUGGCUAUAAUAUGGAUUUUAGUUGAAGUUUUAAAGCUUCAUAUGUUUAAAAUCAAUUUAUAUAUUCUCUCCUUAUAGGCUUGAUCUGAUUUUUACUACUGUAUGUCAAGCAGGUCUUCAUAAAAUAUAUAGAAUUAUUUGUACAGAACAUGUAAAUACAUUUAUUACUUUUAAUACUACUGUAUAUGUACAUUUUCCUAUCUACAGUGUUUAAGAUAAUGUAAUAGGCACUUGUUGUAAUAAUAAUAAUGUAUAUGUCAAUUGUGUAUUUCACUUAUUUUAUUUUCUGUAUCUGCAAACCAAUUUUCAGCUUCAUAUGUUGAUUUAUUGCAUAUACAUUAUAUAUAUUCUUUUACUCAUUGUUCUUAUUUAGUACAUCUGUUUAUUCUUAUUUUUUUACAAACACCAUAUUUAUUUGCCCCUUUUUAAACAGAAACUGAUGAAAAUGCAUACAACUGCAGCACACUUUUAUACAUAUAAUUUAUAUUUUAACAAGUCAGCCGUCUCCCACCAAAGCAGGGUGACCCAAAAAGAAAGAAAAUACUUUCAUCAUCAUUCAACACUUUCACCUCACUCACACAUACUAUAAUUUUGAUUAAUAUAUGGCUUUUAAUGAAACAAAUUUGCCAGAAUAAGUGCACUAUAUUCCUAUUGAAUAUUAUUUAUCAAUGAGAAAAGAUUACACACAAAUAGCAAAAAAUGUUCUCAAGUAUAAAAAUGCUGUUGCCCCGUUGUUAAGUUUCAUUUUGUUAGAAAUAUUAUUCAUCUAAGACAUCUUAUUACGUACUACCAAACAGUAUCCUACUACAGAGCAGGCCUUCAUUAAUCCUUGACACUUUAGUGUUAUUGACAUUGAAUUUUUAUUUAGUAUUUAACAUCUCUUAAGACUGCACAGAAUGCUUUUCAGUGCAAUUACAAGUUUCCUGAACACAAUGUUUGUGGUUUGUCAGUUUAACCCUUGUGGACAAUGUUCAUUGGGAGGUUAUUCCAAAUAGGUAAAAACUAUUCAGCAGUGACAUAAGAAUAAAAUUGCACUCGAAAGGCUCAUUCUAUUUUAUAAGAGAAUUAGCCUUAUUGCAGUUUUAUUAAACUCAUGACAGGUAAUCUCAUUAUCAAGAGUUUUAUUAAUUGUUUUAUUCUCCGUGCCAAAAGUAGGAAUUCCUCAGCUGUGAACAAUAUUCACAAAAUUUUGCAUGUUUGUAGCUUGCUUUCCCUCCUUUAAUGAAUCACUUAACAUAAGGACAGCUGUUAAUAGUACUACAUUAUUAACAUGGGCAAAGCAAGAGUGAUGGUACAAUGUGGCAUGCUCAGGUAUUUUACUUUGUAGACCAUUUGGCCAUAUUCAUCCCACAUUGAGGUACUACUGUACCAUAAUUGACACUGAAAUAGACUGAAAUAAUCUGUCUACAGGUCACUCUGUGCUGAGUAUUCCAUAUGUGUUAAGCAAUUUUUGUGAAUGUUACAACUUGCUAUUUAAUGAACAGCAUUUCUUUAUGGUUUGCCUUAUAUUUUAAAUUUCACAUUAUCCUUUUAAAAUACUGAGUUUAUAUCUCUUCUUUAUUCUUUUGCCUUACUUAUACAAGCUAAGCUGUCAUCCUUUCCAUACAUUUUUAUUUGCUAGUUCCAGUGGUAACUUCUUCAACUUUACUAUAGCCAGCUUAAAUGCUGUGGAAUGAUUGAUUUGAGCAAUUAAGAUUUCUGACAUUGCAAAACAUUGGACUGUAAGAGAGAGAGAGAGAGAGAAUAUGACUAUUGAAUACAUAAAAAAUAUUUAAUCCAUGACAUUUCAGCUUCUGAGAAGUAAUAAUACUGUAAUCAACAGGCAAGAUGUAAAAUGCCUGUGAAUGCCACAUAAGGGUACACAAAUGAGUAUCAUACUGCCAACCUUAAUGCCACACUUUUGGCUCCCAGGUAUAGUAACUUUAUUAUUUCCCUCCUUGGUUAGUAAUGCAAGUUUAUGAAGACCCGUAUGACAGGGUAAUGGUGAAUAAUGUUUCAAGAUGUAAAUAAGACCUGUAAUUUCUUAAGAAUUUGUACAUUUUAAACAGUAUCCAAAUUUCACUCUUCAUUCACUUAUUUUUAUGGCAAUAUUGUCCGUCAUGUAUAUUCAGUACUCUUUUUUCACCGUCCUAUAUAACACUAUCAAUCACAUUGUGUUUUUAUUAAAUAUGUAAUCAUUUGUUAAUUUUUUUUUAAUCUGGCUGUUAUAUCAUUUACCCUUUCAUGGUGAAGUGAGAAAUGUAAAAAUAUUACAAUUAUCCUAAUGUUAGACAGCAGAUUUGGUAAAAUAUUUAGGCAUUAUUUACAUUCUCCACUGUUUAUAUUCAUGUGUAUGAGGCCAUAGAAAAGGAAUUGUUGGGUUCCUGUUCCACGACCAAAAUGUGUGGAAACAACCUUUAAAAGUUUUCCUUUUGUGAAAAAUAUCUGUUGACUGACCAAAUAACUGUGUUCCUUAUUUGUCAAGAAAAAUAUUUGAUGUAUUACUACAUGGACAAAAUUUCCUUUAAAUGUAUCUAGCAAAUCAAAUAAUAGAAAAUUAAUUUUAAAAGUAUAUUUUUUCUCCUACCUACCAACUUUUUAUUGUUAGUAUUGUAUUUUGGUAGUGCUAUAAUUAUGAUUUUUGAAGAAUGGCAACCCAGUGUUUAAACUUUUUCUUAAGAAAAACAUUGAGACAUCCAGAAUAUAAUUGUAACUCAUGAUCAGGACUAUCGUCAGUUUCUCUCAUAAUUCAAUGUCAUUAUCUUGAAACAUGUUACCUCUUAAACUGCAUAAAUCAAACAAUAGCUUUUGCCUUUGAUAUAUUACAGUUGGGGGGAGGGGGGUACAAAUCUUCAUGUAUUCCUCAAAUGUUUCCUAUGUAAAGCAACACAAUAUCCUUAUUUUUAUUAAUUAUAUAAAUAUUUUUUGUGCUGAGCUUGUUUUACAAAAUUGUUUUGUGGUAAGGAUUUGGACCAAUUAUUUUUUACUUUUCCACUUAACACAAACUGCCCUAUAACCAUUAUGAACCUUAAUAUUUCCACACAGUAAUUUGUAAUUUAAUUAAAAUAUAUGCUGUGUAUGACCAUUGGCCCUAAUGCUUCCCACUAAAUGUUAAUCAACAUUGGCCCAGAUGCUUCCCACAACAAAUUAAGGACCAUAUGUUAAGCAAAGGUACAAGCCAAUCCUAUUUUUUACUUGUACUUGUGAGACAUGCAUCUUCAUAUGCUUACAGUAACUGCUUGGGUUGCUAUAGUCUGUAGGAACAUAUGGAUAACCAAUAAUUGACUUUGCUUGA
Messenger RNA from Cherax quadricarinatus, 8910 nucleotides. The record is from RefSeq and is a predicted model, not a curated record. Lineage: Eukaryota; Metazoa; Arthropoda; Malacostraca; Decapoda; Parastacidae.